GUAACAGACAGAGAGACUGACUCUGUAAAAUGGAGGCUAAAGCUUUGAUUCCUGAGGACGAGCUCUGUUGUUCUGUAUGUUGUGAUAUUUUUAAAGAGCCUGUUGUCUUGAAAUGCUGCCACAGCUUUUGUAGAAAGUGUGUGAAGCAGUACUGGGAAGAGAAGAGCUCUCGAGAGUGUCCCAUCUGCAGGACCAAGGCCUCUAUGGAGGAUCCUCCUGUAAACCUGGCAUUAAGAAGCAUUGUGGAGUCCUACUUAAAGCAGAAGACUGAGAGUGAAGCAGAGAAACAUGAAGCUGCUGUGAAGAGUGAAGCUUGCUGCAGUCUUCAUGGAGAGAAAAUACUGUUGUUCUGUGAGGAGGAUCAGGAGCCUCUCUGUCUUGUGUGUCAGACUUCUAAAAAACACAGAAACCACCAGGUUUGUCCAGUGGAAGAGGCAGUACUGGAUCUGAAGGGGGAACUCAAGCCUGCACUUAAUCUUAUUAAAGAAAAACUGAAGAGAUUUUCUAAGGUUGAACAAGAAUGUAAGAAAACAGCAGAACAUGUCAGGAGUCAGGUCCAGCACACAGAGAGGCAGAUAAAGGCAGAGUUUGAGAAGCUCCACCAGUUCCUGCGAGAGGAAGAGGAGGCCAGACUGGCUGCACUGAAAGAGGAAGAGAUGUUGAAGAGUCUGAUCAUUCGGGAGAAGUCAGAACACAUAAAAAGACACAUCUGCACCCUUUCAGACAAAUUCACAGCUAUAGAGAAGGCCAUGGACACUGAAGACACCGCCUUUUUAAAGAACUACAAGGACAUACAGAUGAGAGCCCAGUGCACACUGCAGGAUCCAGAGCUGCUCUCAGGGGCACUGAUAGAUGUGGCCAAACACCUGAGCAACCUGAAGUUCAGAGUCUGGGAGAAGAUGCUGGAGAUGGUGCAGUACACUGCCGUGACUCUGGACCCUAAUACUGCAGCCCCUUGGCUCUCUCUGUCUGAGGAUCUGACCAGUGUGAGAGACACUGGAGUUCAACAGCAGCUCCCAGACAACCCUGAAAGGUUUGACUCCUGCGUUGAUGUUUUGGGCUCCGAGGGAUUUAACUCAGGGAAACACAGCUGGGAGGUGGAAGUAGGGAACCAACCUGAAUGGCAGAUAGGAGUGAUAUAUGAGCCUUUCAACAGGAAGGGGAUGCCAGCUGCUGGCACAGUGAAAGGCUUUUGGGUUCUAAACCUGGCAAAUGGUUAUGAGUAUGAAGCUUGUGCCAUUUCAGUUCCGAGUAAAACCUUGAAACUGAAGAGGAAACCCCAGAGGAUCCGAGUGCAGUUGGACUAUGACAGAGGAGAGGUGUCCUUCUUUGACCCCUCUGACAUGUUAUUAAUAUGCACUUUCAAAAACAAGUUUACUGAGCAAAUCUUCCCAUAUUUCUGCUUACACCCUGUUGGUAACCAUGGAGCCUUGCGGAUCUGCCCUGUGAAGGCUUCUGUAACACUGAUGCCGUGAUGGACAUAGAAAAGGCAUCCAUGACACAGCAUUUAGAGUAAACUCCCUUUAUAUAACUCUAAAUGUAUUAUUAU
Molecule: messenger RNA, 1549 nt
Organism: Anguilla anguilla (European eel)
Lineage: Eukaryota; Metazoa; Chordata; Actinopteri; Anguilliformes; Anguillidae
Product: tripartite motif-containing protein 35-like
Exons: 6
Coding region: 30-1475 (481 amino acids)
Molecular function (GO): protein binding; zinc ion binding
Source: RefSeq, a predicted model, not a curated record